This is a messenger RNA of Nerophis lumbriciformis (worm pipefish), 822 nucleotides long. Lineage: Eukaryota; Metazoa; Chordata; Actinopteri; Syngnathiformes; Syngnathidae. The record is from RefSeq and is a predicted model, not a curated record.
AUGACGUGGCAUGAGGAGCUACGAAGCCGUCAGUUCUGGCGAGCCGUGAUGGCAGAGCUGAUUGGCACGCUGGUAUUGGUGAGCGCCGUGCUGGGUGCUUCGGUGCCGGGCCAUAGGGAAGAGCCCGAGGGACCCUUGUACUCGGCAGUGGCAGUCGGUGCUGUGAUCGUUGCUCUCGGACACUGUUUUGGUGAAUUUAGCGGGGCACAGGUUAACCCGGCUGUCACGUUGUCCCUGCUGGCCACACGGAGGCUGGACGUCAUGAGGGCUCUUGUUUAUGUCACUGCCCAGUGUUUGGGGGCUUCAUUAGGGUCUGGGGCCCUCUAUUUGGCUUUGCCCCACAAAAGCACUGCAGACUACUUCGUCAAUAGGGUGCCCAUUGACUUGAAUGCAGCACAGUCCCUUGGCAUCGAAGUCUUAUGCACCUUCCAGUUGGUUUUCACAGUGUUCUCAGUUGAGGCUCAACGGCGAAGGGAAAGCCCAGAACCGGGAAAUCUGGCUAUUGGACUGGCACACACUGCUGGGGUGAUGAUAGGGGCUCGUUUCUCUGGUGCAAGUAUGAACCCUGCUCGCUCUCUGGGUCCGGCCCUCGUGACAGGAUUUUGGGAAAACCAUUGGGUGUACUGGAUCGGACCGGUCCUUGGAGCAGUCCUGGCCGGCGUGUCCCACGAGUUCUUCUUUGCACAAAGCGCCUCCCGCCAGAAGCUUGUGGCAUGUUUGACGUGCAAGGACAUUGAGAUAGUGGAGACGACCAGUAUGACUGGUUCGUCCCUUUCCACGGUCACUCAGAACGCAAAUAGAUCAAAACAAGCCCACAAAUAA